CCUAACAUGGCGCUCGCCUCGUCGCCUCUCUCAAUAUGGCCGCGCGGCGCAUGCUGCCCGCCUCCUCCUUCUCCGGAAGCAGCUGUCCGGCUGUCACUCAGAGGGCGCAAGAUGGCGGCGGCGUCCGUGACUGUGGUGGCUGGGCUGGCGGCGGGCGCGUCUUUUUUCCCCUUCAGGCGGGGCCCGGCGGGAGCGGCGCCGCGACUGCUGCAGAUGUGCCGCAGGGCACAUGCAGCAGCUGCCACAGCAACUGCCACAGAGACAGCAUCGCGCAUCAAGAAGUUUGCAGUGUACCGGUGGAACCCAGACAACCCCGGGGAGAAGCCUCGCAUGCAGACUUAUGAAAUAGAUCUGAACAAAUGUGGACCGAUGGUUCUCGAUGCCCUGAUCAAGAUUAAGAAUGAAAUGGACUCUACCUUGACUUUCCGAAGGUCCUGCAGAGAAGGCAUUUGUGGAUCCUGCGCAAUGAACAUUGGUGGAGGGAAUACUCUGGCCUGUACCAAGAGGAUUGAUACUGACCUCAGCAAAGUCACCAAAAUCUAUCCUCUCCCCCACAUGUACGUGGUGAAGGAUCUUGUCCCAGACUUGAGCAACUUCUAUGCCCAGUACAAAGCCAUCCAGCCUUACUUGAAAAAAAAGGAUGAGUCCAACCAGGGCAAAGAGCAAUACCAUCAGUCCAUAGAAGAUCGGGAGAAGCUGGAUGGGCUCUACGAAUGUAUCCUCUGUGCCUGCUGCAGCACCAGCUGCCCCAGCUACUGGUGGAAUGGGGACAAGUACCUGGGCCCUGCCGUCCUCAUGCAGGCCUACCGCUGGAUGAUCGACUCUCGGGACGAUUACACCAAGGAGCGCCUGGCCCAGCUGCAGGACCCCUUCUCCCUCUACCGUUGCCACACCAUCAUGAACUGCACAAAGACCUGCCCCAAAGGGCUGAACCCUGGAAAAGCAAUUGCCGAGAUCAAGAAGAUGAUGGCCACGUACAAGGCGAAGGCAGCCACCGCCUGACUCCGAUCCGGGGCUGAGCUUCACAAUGUGCACAUUCCCUUGUCCUCCUCCUCUUGCUGGAAGUCAGCUAACUUAUAUCUGAUCGUCAGGUGGGGCGUCAGACCCUGCCAGCCUGUGUACAUUUUCUCCAUAGGCACUCGCGUGCAAUGGAAGCUGUAUUAAAUAAUAAAAGCGCUACUUCAUUA
This is a messenger RNA of Rhineura floridana, 1187 nucleotides long. It is a transcript of the gene SDHB, whose product is annotated as succinate dehydrogenase complex iron sulfur subunit B. Bases 7 to 1002 code for a protein of 331 amino acids. The transcript is spliced from 8 exons. The record is from RefSeq and is a predicted model, not a curated record. Gene Ontology annotation, molecular function: 2 iron, 2 sulfur cluster binding; electron transfer activity. Gene Ontology annotation, cellular component: mitochondrial membrane. Gene Ontology annotation, biological process: aerobic respiration; respiratory electron transport chain; tricarboxylic acid cycle. Lineage: Eukaryota; Metazoa; Chordata; Lepidosauria; Squamata; Rhineuridae.